GAUGUUAAAACAAGAAAAAUGUUAGCAAUGAAAAAGGCACAUAUGCAGAAAGCAGACGUUGAAAGGCUAUACCUACCGGUAACAGAAGGAGGAAGAGGGCUUAUAAAUGUAGAGUUCAUGUAUAAGUCACAGAUAGUGAAAUAUAAACAAUAUUUAAAUGAAGAAAGCGAUUACCUUAUUAAAGCAAUAGUACAACACGAUACACAUAGGGAUAAAUACUCAAUAAUGAAGGAAGCACAAGAGAUAGAAAGAGAGUUACAUUUACAACAAAAAAAUAUACAUACGAAUAAAGAGAUUAAGGACGCAAUAAUAAAAAGACACAAUGAAGCAUGGCGAAGUAAACAGUUACAUGGCCAAUUUCCUAAGAAAGUACUAGAUCAGGCUAAUUUAUACAAGGAACUUUCAUUUAAGUGGAUGAAAAGGCAACAGAUAUCUCCAAGCAUUGAGGCCUCAAUAUUUGCCAUACAGGAUCAAGCCGUCAUGACGCGACAACAUCAACGCGACAUACUAAAAGAACCAGUAGAUGGAAAAUGUCGCCUAUGUGCAACCAAAGAUGAAACCACGCAGCACAUUAUUUCAGGGUGUGAAAAAUUGGCAGGGACCUAUUAUGUCAAAAGGCAUAAUAAUCUUGUACAAUACGUCUACUGGUGUCUGGCCAAAAAACACAAUUUUGAAGUCUCCAACCUGUGGUGGAAAGAAAUUCUCACCCAACCGCAAGUUAUAGAAAACGCAACCGCAAAAAUCUUAUGGGAAAUGCCAGUUCAAACUGAUGUCACCGUAACUCAUAACAGACCCGAUUUAAUUUACAUAGAUAAAAAUAAAAACCGAACAUUUUUAAUAGAUAUAACAGUUCCAUCAGAUUAUAAUAUAGGGCCUAAAGAAAUAGAGAAGUUAAGUAAGUACCAUCUUUUAAAAGCCGAAGUCAGUCGUUUGUGGAAUACACAAGCGACAGUAAUUCCAAUUGUAAUAGGUGCGACGGGUGUAGUAGCUAGGAGCAUUAGAAAAUAUAUAGAUAUAUUAGAUACCAACAUCGACAUAAGUAUUCUUCAAAAACAAGCAGCAAUACACACUUCAAUUAUAAUAUCCAAAGUGCUAGGAGAUACUGUUUUUGUUCACAACACACAGCCGGAACAACAUACGCUACGUGAUAAUAUCGCAAAUUAAGAAUAUGUA
This is a messenger RNA of Maniola jurtina (meadow brown), 1173 nucleotides long. RefSeq lists its product as uncharacterized. The record is from RefSeq and is a predicted model, not a curated record. Bases 19 to 1164 code for a protein of 381 amino acids. The transcript has a single exon. Lineage: Eukaryota; Metazoa; Arthropoda; Insecta; Lepidoptera; Nymphalidae.